This is a messenger RNA of Phascolarctos cinereus (koala), 2195 nucleotides long. It is a transcript of the gene MSANTD7, whose product is annotated as Myb/SANT DNA binding domain containing 7. NCBI's taxonomy places the organism in Eukaryota, Metazoa, Chordata, Mammalia, Diprotodontia, Phascolarctidae. The record is from RefSeq and is a predicted model, not a curated record.
UUAGUCCCAAGAAGGAGGAAGCAGCUGGCUCCAGGAAAUAUACUGAGACCACACAGAGCUUCCCCCAAGUCUUCAUUGUUGCAGCUUGAUGCUCAGGAGCCUUCAGCAGUUUCCCAUUCCACAAUGGCCACUACCAAUAGCAGUGCGGGCAUCCGCUGGUCCAGACAGGAGACACGUACUCUUCUGGCCAUACUGGGUGAGGCAGAGUAUAUUCAGCGCCUCCAGACUGUCCACCAUAAUGCAGAUGUCUAUCAGGCUGUGUCAAAACGAAUGCAUCAGGAAGGUUUCCGCCGCACAGAACGUCAGUGCCGCUCCAAGUUUAAAGUUUUGAAGGCUUUAUAUUUAAAGGCUUAUGUUGCCCAUGCCACCAGUAUGGGCGACCCUCCACACUGCCCAUUUUAUGAUACACUGGAUCAGCUUCUCCGAAAUCAGGUAGUGACUGACCCAGAUAAUUUAAUGGAGGAUGCUGUCUGGACCAAGCAAUGUGAUCAGAACUUAGUAGCCUCUGACCUCCCAGGGGAAGAGGGAAACAGCAACUUGAAGGCAAAGAGGAAUCAGGCAGCAGAUCAUCAGACUAUCUUGAGAGCAGCUAAGGAAUCAGAUGAGAAUUGUCACCUAAGUGUGGGAAUCGGUAACCAGCUGCCUGAAACCGGUGACCUUGAGGAUUCCUGGGAUGAAGCCUCAGGUGCAGGCUGCUCUCAAGCGAUCCCCAGCUACAGCAGCUCCCACAGCCUUUACAGAGGUGCAGUUGCUCCCUGUCAUAGCAGCACUGUGACCAGAGUGGGUGUGUCUGUGAGCCGGGUCCCUGCGCCAGCACCAGCCGCAACACCCUUGGUAUAGCCUCCACCCAACAGCCCCAAGCCUCUUCCUCUAGAAUCCAUCUUGUUUCUGGUGGGGAUGGGACUUUCACCAACCAACCACCUCCAAGGUGGGCACGGCGUAGAAGGCGUUCAGUGGCCAGGACCAUUGCUGCUGAGUUGGCAGAAAACAGGAGACUGGCACGAGAACUUUCCAAGCGUGAGGAAGAAAAACUGGACAGGCUGAUUGCUAUUGGUGAGGAGGCCAGUGCCCAGCAAGACACUGCCAAUGAGCUCCGCAGGGAUGCUGUAAUUGCAGUCAGACGUUUGGCUACAGCAGUAGAAGAAGCAACUGGUGCUUUUCAGCUAGGACUGGAAAAAUUGCUUCAGAAGUUAAUUUCCAGCACCAAAAGUUAGGGGCCUGUUGUAAGAAAGUUAUUCCCUAAACUAGUAGUAACAUCUGCUUUCUAAUGGCCACCCUCAGUGUUCCCUGACAUCUUUUCUUGUGCAGCUGGCCCUCAGAAAGAGGGAAGAUGAACCAUAUAUUUGUGGAGCAACAGGAAUACAUACACAGGCCAGUUCCUUUCCUGGAAGCUCAUUACUGGUUAAUGGAGGACUCUCCAGAAAUAUGUGGGCCAGCAUGGUAUUUAGAAAAGGUCUGGGGCUGGAAGUCAGGAAGUCUCUAGUCCUGCUUCUACCCCUGACUUCCUGUGUGUCCCCAAGUUCUUAAGCAAUUUAGAUCAUAUCUCUGUGCAUCAAUAUCCUGCUAUGUACAAAGGGGAAUAAUAAUACCUGUCAUACCUACCUCACAGGGUUGUUGUGAGGCUCGAAUGGAUAGUAGAUGUGAAAGCAUUUAGAAAAGUAUACUGUGUAAAUGUAAGGUAUUAUUCAUAAAUGUGACCUUGGCUGAGGCAAGCCUGGGAUGAGGCACAUUAGAUUGCCAGGUAUAAAAAUGUGGUUAUUAGCAGUAACCUCAUUCUUUGAGCCCUGCACCCACUACUUGUUUGUUAUUUUGUUUUUUUAAUUCUACUUGACUGCUAUAUAGAGUGAUUCCUUGUUUUAUUUUUUGUUUGUUUUUUGGAAAUCCCUUUACAAUCAUACAACUAAUGUGGUUGCAAAUAAUAUGUACCCUUUUGAAUACAUUUUUCACUGCUAUAACUCUAUCACAUCUUGAAAUGUAAUGCAAACUAUAGCAACCAGAUUAGCUCCUUCCCCAUCCCCCCCUUUUUUUUAAUUCAGCUAGUUCCUAUUGCACCACUGAGGGGGGUAAAAUUAAUGACUGACAGGGAACUGCAAUAGUUGUGAUGUCAUGUUUCCAUAUUAAUGAAUGAUCUGUGGUGAAAUGAAAUAUUGAAUGUUAUGUAAAGUUUUAAAUGUAAGUAAAUACUUUGCAUUUCA